This is a messenger RNA of Ruditapes philippinarum (Manila clam), 2927 nucleotides long. Its product is annotated as glia maturation factor beta-like. Gene Ontology annotation, molecular function: Arp2/3 complex binding; actin binding. The record is from RefSeq and is a predicted model, not a curated record. Lineage: Eukaryota; Metazoa; Mollusca; Bivalvia; Venerida; Veneridae. Gene Ontology annotation, cellular component: actin cortical patch. The transcript is spliced from 6 exons. Gene Ontology annotation, biological process: actin filament debranching; negative regulation of Arp2/3 complex-mediated actin nucleation. Bases 124 to 555 code for a protein of 143 amino acids.
AGUAGUAGGCUGUGAAUUAUAUCGGUCUACUAUGUAUAAACUAUAAAAGAAAUAGUUUCACGAGUUAUUUCUAACUUUAUUUCCGGUUUACUUCCGUCUUCCGGUUUGAAACUGAAAGUAGAAAUGGCUCAAAAUGUAAAAGUGUGUGAUAUAAGUGAGGAAGUCAAAGAAAAAUUGAAGAAAUUUCGCUUCAGGAAAGACAAAAAUGUUGCAGCAUUAUUGAUGAAAGUUGAUACAGCUUCACAGACUAUUGUAAUGGAUGGGGAAGAACAUACAGACAUCAGUAUUGAAGAGUUGCAAGAAGAGUUACCUGAACAUCAACCAAGAUUUCUUGUUAUAAGUUAUGUCCGAGACCACGGGGAUGGAAGAAUAUCAUACCCAUUGAUUUUCAUUUAUAUUUGUCCAAGUGGAAUCAAAACAGAGUUAUGUAUGAUGUAUGCUGGAUCAAGAAACCUUCUACAGAAAGAACUCGGCCUAACAAAGGUGUUUGAGAUUAGAGAUUUAGAAGAUUUCACAGAAGAAUGGCUAAAUGACAAGCUCAGUUUCUUCAAAUAGUGCAAUAUUAUGUGCUUUUAUUUCCUCCUUUUACAGAGAAUACAUUGUCAUAAUUUAUUAACCUAUGUUGCAUUAGAAUAAGUGUAACAUAGCUUCCAUUAUUUGAUAAGAAAGUGUCCCUCUUUUUCUAAUAUUUUUAUACCGGUAGUUUAAAGCAUUCCUAUUUUCUUUAAAUUGAUAUCCACAAAUUUAACUUACCAGUUUUUUUAUAUAAGACAUGAUGUAUAAUUAGUUACCAAAGAUUUUGACAGGUUAUAUGGCUGGCUCAGUAUAACAAAUCUAUGAUUUAUACCUGGCCAUAAAACUUGUGAAAAGUAUAAUAAAAUUAAUAAUACUGCCUAAUUCUUUUCCUUGAUUGAGGUAGAGUUUCAAGCAUAAAUUCACAGUUGCCGUAGGUGAUAUCAAUAUCAAAACUGUCCAAUGAAAAUGAUGGUUAUAAACUUGCAGUUUUAAAAGACAAUAUAUGAUAUAAGCAUAUAGUGAAUAGUCUGUGGUUGAGUAGUUAGGGUCGUUGACCUUAAACUUCUUGCCCUUUACUGCAGUGGUCUCAAAUCUCGACAGGGACAUUGGAUUCUUUCAUGUAAGGAAGCUAGCCAGCUUGCUUAUGGAACGUUGGUGGUUCUACUCAUGUGCCCGUUUGUGCCUGAAAUAAUGCACGGAAAGGCACCUGAGGUGGUCUUCCUCCACCAGUAAAGCUUGAAAGUCACCAUAUGACUUACACCUUGUCAGUGCGACAUAAAUCCCAACAAAACAAAAAAAAUCAGCUCUUAACUCUUUCUGUAUAUCUGAAAAUUCAGACCAGACACUAAUACUGAAGGAAGCUGCAUUUGACCACCUUACCUGCUGAAUUUUUGUACUGAAUUUUUUCAACUUUGAAUUUGGAACAGACCAUUUGAAAAUUCGGGGAUUUUAAUUUCAAAAUACAAAAUCUGAGACAGCAGCGUUAAGAACGUGAUCAAACUGAAGAAAUGUGUAAGUUGUCCUGGCUUUAUGCUGGUGGCAAAGGCAUUAACUUUUGAUUCCAGCAGGUUAAAGUACGGAAAUCCUAGACCAGGCUAUGGACUGUUAGCAACUCAUUACUUUUUGUAAGCAUUUUGAUAAUGAAAUAACUAAACAUUCACUUGGAUAGUCCCAGAUGCAAUAUAGGGCAACUUUAUGAUACAAUCUUGUUAGAAGGUUAAUUAUAUGUUGUUCCUUUAUCAUGUUUUUAUUGUUUGAGAUAAAAAACACAUAGUGCCUUUUUUAAAAGUGUAUGUCCUUGGUCUAAAGGUAUGUUUUUAGUUACAUUUCAGUGCCUCGGUGGAUAAUUGUUAUCUUUGCUUAUAACAAUUAGCAGAUACAAUAUUUUUGCAUUCAGUUAUCAAUGUUUUAAUGUUCAGCUGAUUUUUGUCAUUAAAGAGUAUUGUAUAUCCUUUAUUAUUUUUUAGAUCUACUGUUUUAUAUAAAUUUAAACUUUAUAUUUAUUAUUUUGUUUGAAAAUUUCAGUUUUUGACAUAUAUAAAUGUAUUUUCCCUCUUUGAUGAAUGAAUUUCUGUUAUAAGGUAACAUAUAGCAUUUGUGAAAAGCACUCAUUGAUUAAACUAUGUUAUAUGAUAUCAUAUUUUGCAUUUAGUCAAGGAGAAUAAUUCUUUAAAGGGACUCCACUGAAAUGUUUUGACAGAUCAAGAUUGAUUUUUCCUCCAAGAUUUUUUAUACCAUUUGAUGUAGGUAUAUAUCAAUUACAUGCGUGUAAAAUUCAAGAUCAUUUGUAUACUCCCAUUUUUCAAGAGUAAUCAAUUUUAUUAUGUCAAAUGACCUACAAAUUAAAAGCACUUAUCGAUUUUUAAUAUAAUUCUUAGGAUAUUUCUCAACUAUUUUUUUCAUAUUUUCCUGUUCAAUUGCUCCAGAUGAUCUUUUUAAGAUCUUCAAAUUUUAAGUUUUUAGUCUCUUGAAUAAAUAAUGUUGGUAUCGGUCUAAAAUUGCAUUCUCCUAUUGGUUCCUUUUUAAAUCACGAUUUAAAACUGACCAAUCGCAGACUUGUAAUAUAAGACUGGUCACCAAAUGUUACUUUUUUCCCCUCAAAAAUCAAACAAUAUCCCUGCAUUCCAUUUUACACAGAAUACUUGUAUUUGUCAUAGAUCAAACACAAAAUUAUUUCAUUUUUUGUUCAUGAUUGGUAUGCAUUUACAUGAUUCCACAUUGUAUCAUUUCGAUAAUUUUUCAGAUUUCCAGGUACUUUGUUCAAGCUUUAUUGUUACUAUUACCUCUAAAAUGUCGGGACCAUGUGACAUAUAUUUGCUUCGUAAAAAAACAGUUUAGAAAAAACUUUUGCUAUUAUUUUAAGCCAUGUUUUAUUGUUCAAAUUGAUUAAUAAAUGUCUUUUAAGUAACAAA